Messenger RNA from Saccostrea cuccullata (small rock oyster), 510 nucleotides. RefSeq lists its product as uncharacterized. Gene Ontology annotation, molecular function: calcium ion binding. Bases 6 to 440 code for a protein of 144 amino acids. The record is from RefSeq and is a predicted model, not a curated record. NCBI's taxonomy places the organism in Eukaryota, Metazoa, Mollusca, Bivalvia, Ostreida, Ostreidae. The transcript has 4 exons.
AAACCAUGAAGUUUGUAGUGGCAUUUUCCCUAUUUUGGUUUUUAUCGUCGUUGGAUUUGUUCUCUCCACCUGUGGAAGGCUUACUGUGGUGGUGGGAAGGACACAAUAUUACAAAGAGGGAUAUUGGUGAAAGAUUAAGCGAAAGAAAAGCAGAUACGAUCACUGUUACAAUAGUAGUUUUUGAAGAUGGGUCAGUUCUAAUUAUCAUUUCACAGGACAGGAAGCGAUGCGUAUCUUGUAAGCGCGAUAGCUGCACGUUUACACAGUUGGAUAGAAAUGGCGAUGGUGUCAUCACUCUGAAGGAAAUUCACGAGAAACUGAAGCAAUUCCAUGUUGCACUGAAAAUAAACAAAGCAUUCCAAUUAGUUGAUACUAAUGGUGACGGAAAAUUGACGAAAGGGGAGUUUGCGAGAUCCAGAUUUAUUUUCCCCAAUUGUUAAAAUUACUUAUAUUGUUGGUUAAGGUCAAGCUGUAUUAAAUGACUUAAACCUUGCUACUUGGUACAUAAAA